Protopolystoma xenopodis is the source of this 375-nucleotide messenger RNA. The record is from the annotation of a GenBank genome assembly. NCBI's taxonomy places the organism in Eukaryota, Metazoa, Platyhelminthes, Monogenea, Polystomatidea, Polystomatidae.
AUGCCGACUGCACUCCCACUGAAACGACAAGGAAUGUACCCAGACGACGGUGCAAUGUCGGAAGCUCACAUGUAUGGCGAGAGGACCAGCACAUGCGAUUCCUUUCAUGCUCAGGUCUGGAUGUCUAUGCUUGGUGCCUACUUGGUUGUCAGCAUUACGCUAUUCUUCAUUGGUCGCAUCACCCCAUAUGAAUGGUAUAGACGGCAUCCUUGCAGCCCCACAAUCGAGAAUCAGUUCACGCUGCUCAACAGCUUCUGGUUUACGGUCGGCUCCCUCAUGCAACAAGGUAAGUCUGGAAUAAUUUUCUUACUCUUAUCUCCAAACCAUGCUCAGAGGAAGGUUUACGUUUCAACAGCAACUAAAAAAGACUUUUGA